Molecule: messenger RNA, 2301 nt
Organism: Ictalurus punctatus (channel catfish)
Lineage: Eukaryota; Metazoa; Chordata; Actinopteri; Siluriformes; Ictaluridae
Product: cell cycle control protein 50A
Exons: 7
Coding region: 259-1365 (368 amino acids)
Biological process (GO): phospholipid translocation
Cellular component (GO): plasma membrane; endoplasmic reticulum; Golgi apparatus
Source: RefSeq, a predicted model, not a curated record
CCCACGGACGCCUGACGUCAUCACGUUGUGUUAGUGUCAAAAUUUCCCGGAAAGACACCACUCCGAUUAAAUAUAGAAAUAAACAAAACAUAGAUUGGAUAAAAAUUUGGAUUUGUCUUCCGAGAGGGUCAUACACUUGUAGCUAACAGGUAUAUUUAACAGUAACAUUAAAUUAUUUGUUAAUAGCCACGGGUGGCUUGUAUUUCGGCUUAUUUAAGCACCUAGCUAAGCUAAGCUAAUUUGGCUUCAGCCGCAAACAUGAUGGCGUCAAGCUACAACGCCAAGGAAGAAGACGGCCAUCACCCCGGGGUCUCGGGAGCUACUGGAAACGCCGCCCGGAGUAAAAAACCAGACAACACGGCUUUCAAACAGCAGCGUUUACCGGCGUGGCAGCCUAUCCUUACUGCUGGCACGGUGUUACCGGCCUUCUUCGUUAUCGGGCUGAUCUUCAUCCCUAUCGGUGUCGGGCUGUACGUAACGUCCAACAACAUCAAGGAGUUUGAGAUUGAUUACACGGGGGCAGACGCCUCAAGUCCAUGCUACAACUGCUCGCAGAGCAGCUGGAACAGCACGACACCAUGUAAAUGCUCACUGCCCUUCUCUCUUGAGCAGCCCUUUGAGAGCAACGUUUUUAUGUACUAUGGCCUUUCAAACUUUUACCAAAACCAUCGUCGCUAUGUGAAAUCCAGAGAUGACAGCCAGCUGAACGGAGACGCCUCAUCCCUGAAGGAACCGAGUAAAGAAUGUGAGCCAUAUCGCACGAUUGGAAACACACCCAUUGCGCCUUGUGGCGCUAUUGCUAACAGCAUGUUUAAUGACACGCUUGAAUUGAUUUAUCUCGAUCCCAAUGGAACCAGGAACAUAAUUCCACUCAUAAAGACGGGCAUCGCCUGGUGGACGGAUAAGCAUGUGAAAUUCAGAAACCCUGGUGGCAGUGUUUCCAACCUGACCGCUGUUUUUCAAGGAACUGCGAAACCAGUCAACUGGCGUAAGCCUGUGUAUGAGCUGGAUUCAGACCCAGCGAACAAUGGCUUCAUUAACGAAGACUUCAUCGUGUGGAUGCGAACGGCCGCCCUGCCCACAUUUAGGAAACUCUACCGUAUCAUCCAGAAGAAGAACAACAUGACUCCAACGCUUCCCAGAGGCAACUACACUCUGGAAGUCACUUACAAUUAUCCCGUGCGCAGCUUUGAUGGCCAAAAGCGCAUGAUCCUCAGCACCAUCUCGUGGAUGGGAGGGAAGAACCCGUUCCUGGGCAUCGCCUACAUCACCGUGGGUUCCGUCUGCUUCUUCCUCGGAGUCGUCCUACUCUUCAUCCACCACAAAUACGGGAACCGCAACAACAGCUCUGACAUUCCCAACUAACUUCGUGUGAUCACCUGCAUGCCGUCUGCCACAUGCAUGAUGACCAACCGCUUAUCAUCUGAGCUUGUGUGUGUGUGUGUGUGUGUGUGUGUGUGUGUGUGUGUGUACGUGUCCUGUGUGUGUAUAUACGAGUAUCUUGCUUGGAGUGCAGCACUGCAGAGCAUUGUUUAAGACAGUUGUUUAAUUUUAUAUACAUGUACUGUAUGUAUUUUUAAAAAGGUUAAUAGUGUUCAAAGUCAUUAUUAUUAUUAUUAUUAUUAUUAUUAUUAUUUAGUCAGUAUUUCUGUAUUUUAUUAUGGCUCAUGGGCUUCUAUAAUUUUAAAGUGUAUAUAUUUGAACAGGUCAUGAUAAGUGCGACUUUGCAAAAACAUUUACUUGAUUAAAGUGAAUUAGUGUAUAUAAGCUAUAACUGUCAGAGCUGAAUCCUUGCCCAAGUCUUGUUGCCUAAAGAAUCUGAUACAGGACACAUGAUCCAGUAGGUCAACAUCUUUAACAGCUGUAGAUCAAUCAAACAGGAGACUUUCAGACCCAGUGCAAAAUGCAUCGACUUGGCUGACCAACUAAAAUUUAAAUGGAUGUAAUUAAUACCAAAUUCUGAAGUUUAUAUAGUGUAAAGUUCCUUGGGAUCAAAAGUAAUUCCUGCUUAUAUGGUUUAUAGAGUGCCAUAACCUGACUCAAAGUUAUUUCUUGACCUGUCUGUUUUAUUUAAAUGCAUUCCUUGUUAGUGUUAUUAUUAUUAUUAUUAUUAUUAUUAUUCUUUUUUUUUUUUUUUUUUUUUUUUCUUUUGCUUUUAUGGUUUUGAAGAUUUUGAGUAUCACAGGUUGUCUUGUUCUUGUCCAGCUCUUUGCACUUUAGGCUUGGCACAGCUUUUAUGUCGUUCAUUUUGGUCACUGUUAUGGAUGUGUUUCCAGAGAAAUAAAAUUAGAUGGAAACAAA